Messenger RNA from Panicum virgatum (switchgrass), 1124 nucleotides. RefSeq names its product microsomal glutathione S-transferase 3-like. The transcript is spliced from 3 exons. NCBI's taxonomy places the organism in Eukaryota, Viridiplantae, Streptophyta, Magnoliopsida, Poales, Poaceae. Gene Ontology annotation, molecular function: glutathione peroxidase activity; glutathione transferase activity. The coding region runs from base 490 to 927 and encodes 145 amino acids. The record is from RefSeq and is a predicted model, not a curated record. Gene Ontology annotation, cellular component: endoplasmic reticulum; membrane; nuclear envelope.
AUCUGGCGGUUGUCCAUUUCUUACAAAAUGCUUGUGCUCGUGAUCAGUUCCGAUUUUAUGCUAAAGAAAAAAACCGUUCAUGAGAGCAUUACAAACAGUUUCCACUUUCCAAACAAGAAACAUGGACCGUUGGACGUCUCUAUGCCCAUGGAGGCAUGGACCAUGGUUCCUACGAGCAGAACGAAAUUUAGUGCCCAGCAGGCAGAUGCGUUCAACGGUGAUCUUAAGAGAUAGUUUUACGUCAAUUAUAAACCAUCUGGUGGAUUCUUAAUAUUAUUAUUGGAUCAGUAGACAAACAUCACGGAUGACGUUGUACGAAGUUGUCGAAUUUCUCUCAUUUUUUUUAAUAGUGAAUUUCUCUCGUUGACUCUACUGAAGUCUGCAUCUCUCCCAGCAAGAUAGAAUUUUCUCUCUCUGCUUACCAAUUCCUCACAGCCUCCGGCGUCAAAAAAAAAAUCAGGAAAGAACAGAAGGAGGAAGCAGCUAGCCAUGGCGACGUCGAUCGAGCUGACCAGGGAGUACGGCUACGUGGUGCUGGUGCUCGUGGCCUACUCCUUCCUCAACCUCUGGAUGGGCAUCCAGGUCGGCAAGGCCCGCAGGAAGUACAAGGUGCCCUACCCCACCAUGUAUGCCGUCGAGUCGGAGAACAAGGACGCCAAGCUCUUCAACUGCAUCCAGAGAGGGCACCAGAACUCGCUGGAGGUGAUGCCGCUCUUCUUCGCCAUUCUGCUGCUCGGCGGCCUGCGGCACCCGGCCGCCGCCGCCGGGCUGGGCGCCCUCUACAUCUUCUACUUCACCGGGUACGCCACGGGCGUCCCCCGCAACCGCAUGAGGAUUGGGGUGCGGCUCAGCAUCGUGGCGGGGGUUGGGCUGAUCGGCUGCACGGCGUCGUUCGGCGUCAGCCUGGUCGUCAGGAAGACGCCCUGAAGUUCUAAAGCUCCAUGGGACUUGUGCUUUGUAGGCAUUGGAUUAUACGUAAUCCGUUCUGCCAGACUGCCACACCGAAAUUGUACAUGAUUCUCAGCUGUGAAUCCACGGAAAUUUCGAUGUUGUAAAGCCCCAGAACAAUGAUCAUUGCAUGCUACGUCGUACAGAAAUGGACACAACGGAAACCUUGUCAACAA